Trypanosoma theileri is the source of this 615-nucleotide messenger RNA. RefSeq names its product AP-4 complex subunit sigma. Gene Ontology annotation, biological process: vesicle-mediated transport; protein transport. The coding region runs from base 1 to 615 and encodes 204 amino acids. The transcript has a single exon. The record is from RefSeq and is a predicted model, not a curated record. NCBI's taxonomy places the organism in Eukaryota, Euglenozoa, Kinetoplastea, Trypanosomatida, Trypanosomatidae. Gene Ontology annotation, cellular component: intracellular membrane-bounded organelle.
AUGGCAAUCGAGUUUAUUCUCCUUGUAAACAAACAAGGACAAACACGGCUGGCGCAGUACUCUAGUUUCUUACCUAUUGUAGAACGUACGGCUCUUGAGGGAGAAGUUGUGCGAAAGUGCCUACAACGACGCGAUGUGGAUUGUAAUUUUCUUGAACAUCUACGCUAUAAACUUGUGUAUCGACGAUACGCUUCACUCUUCUUUAUCGUUGGUGUGAACAACAAACGUGCAGCCCCAGCGGCUCUACAGGCCCCAACCACUACAACAACAGGAAUAGCGGGAGUUCCCAUCUCUAAUAGCACUACACCCACUGCUGCUGCAGCUGCAGUAACAACAACCUCAGGAGGAGGAGGAGGAGGAGGAGGAGGAGAAACAGACGCUGGGGAAGAUAUUCUUCAAGAAGGAGAAUUGGCGAUAUUUGAGUUUAUUCAUUUGCUAGUAGAGACAUUUGAUAGAUACUUUGAAAAUGUCUGUGAACUGGACGUUAUGUUUAAUGUCGAAAAGGCCCAUUUCAUUUUGGAAGAGAUGCUCGUCAAUGGCGGUAUAGGGGAGACGAAUAAGAUGUUGAUUCUUCAGUCACUGGUGUUAAUGGAUAAAGAACCUCGAAAAGUGUAG